Closterium sp. Naga37s-1 is the source of this 594-nucleotide messenger RNA. Lineage: Eukaryota; Viridiplantae; Streptophyta; Zygnematophyceae; Desmidiales; Closteriaceae. The record is from the annotation of a GenBank genome assembly.
AUGCGUGACCACGUUCACUGCAGAGCAGAGCAGAACUCCCCUUUGCCCGACAGUCUGCUUGGCCUGGGCUUUGUCUCCCCCUAUCCCUCCUUCCACGUUCCCCCCCCCUCCCCCACCCCAUCUCUUCCCCCCUCGUCUUCCAAAGAUUUUCCCCCAUCCAUUUUUUCCUCCGCUCUCCUCUCUCCCCCCGACUUCUUCAACCCCUCCCCUCUCCCCAUGCUUCCCCCGCAAACUCCCUCCCUUACUUCCCACAACCCCGCUCCCCUUCCUCCCCCAUCCACCAGCACAGCACAAUUCAUUUCACUACCCCUCCAGCAGUACAAGACACCAGUGCCACCCCCCUCCCCACUUUCCGUUCCGCCCGCCCCCUCCGUCACUCUCUGCCGCAUGUACAGCACACCAGUGCCACUCCCCUCCCCACUUUCCGUUCCGUCCGCGCGUCCCUGUCAAGAAGCGCCCUCCUCUCAUCAGCUUCCUGCCGCCCCCUCCUCCCUCUCCUCCCUUGCUCGUUCGUCCAGCCUGCCUGCGGGCCUGCAGCAGCAACACUCGCCGAAACCUGUUGACCGCUGUGGCUAUUUGUUCAGGUGGAGUUGA